AGUAAGAGAUGUUUGUUGUUACAGGAAGUACAGAUACUAAAGGCUCUGAUACUGGGAGAGGAGGAAAGGGGCCAGAGUCAGUAUCAAGUGAUGUGUUUUGUCUGCCACAUUGAUAAAAAUGAAUUCAUAUCUGCUGAUGCAAUGUCGAAGCUGAGACAGGUAAAUAUACAAAAAUGCAUUACAAAAAUCCCUGGUACAAUACGGACACCAGAAGAGGACAGAGGGCGAGAGAACUUCACAAUGGAUUUGUUUGUGGAUGUGCCGCGGGCUGCCGUCAUCUCAAAACAUGUACCAGUACUGUGUGCUGAGGCGGGUGAUGCUACAUACACUCGCAGAGUUGAUAUUGACCUCUGGAGUCAACUGCCAGGUGCAUCAAAGACUUCUCUGCUGAGUGCUGUCAGAGAAUACAAUGGACUGGUUCCUCCCCCUGGCAGGUGUCAGGAGACACACUCCCCUUGGCAGCCCUGCACCUGUCAUCUGGAGCUGUGUAUCGGGUGGUACCCCUGUAGUCUGAAAUACUGCCGAGGCUCGGCCAGGGGCGCCAACUAUCGUUGCGGGAUCCGAACCUGCCGUAAGUGUAACCUGUUCCUCUACUACGUGCGCCAGAAACAACUCUGCCUGUGGGACGAAUGACCUUCGGACUAGUGCAGAGUGCAACAACAGUUCUUUGGAAACGGGUGCAAAGUUUGAAUUUUCUUUCAAACUUUUUAGAGGAUCGUAACAAAAACAUAUUUUUAAAUAAUUUGAUUUGGCAUUAGUGACUUUAUAAUAAUUAAAGUAUUUGACCUUCACUCAUUUUACAAUUGUUUUUGGUAAAAAUGUAUCAGAUGAAUCUCAUCACAGAUGCUAAUUAAUUAUGGAGAAUAAUGUGUUGUCAAAUGAGCGGACUUGUCUUCUUCCAUGACGUGAUAAUUAUAUGAUCUGGUGUAAGUAAAGUAACUGAAACAGUGUAUUCAUUUUACAGAACAUGUUUUAUUAUUUUUGUAGUGUAGAAACAUUGCUAUUGUUAUAUGUAAUGAAUAUUAUGUUUAAAUUUUGCCAAACAAACAGAGUAAAAGAAUUAUAUACUAAUUAAUGUCUUGUGCUAGUAAAGAGAGAAUGAUAAAAAUGUCAUGUUUUCAUAAAUCACUAAAUGAAAUGAUGAAAACACAUUGAAAGUCAUCUUAUUUUAUUGUAAGAGGAAAAGCUGCUGAUUGAAUUUGCUGGUAAAAGUAUCAAAAUAUUAUGUAAUGAAUGAAAUAUUGUUGUGUUUUUAAUUUUAAGCAAUAACAUUGCUUAUAAAGUGUUUUUCAGUUUUGUUCCAAUUAAUAAACAUUAUAGAUUAAGUUAACAAUUUCAAAAGAUAAUUAGUGAAAACAAGAUUAGUCUAAUUAGUUUUGUAUUAUGUUAAGUUAAUUGAAUUUCUGAAUGGAGUUAUAUUGUAAACAGAAGGAAUCGGGCUUUCUCUGCUCAGUGUUUUAAAACACCCAAGCGUGAAAUUACGUUUCCUGAGAAAUUAUGCUUUACACAUGCUUUAAAAUUCUUAACAAGUAAAUAAGCUAUCAUAUUAUUUUUGGUAUUGUAUUUUCUUUUUUUAAAUAAUAAUGGCUGUCUCAAACUAAUGUCUAAUUGUGAUUAUAACUCAUUUAUUUUAAUCCAUAUAAAAAAUAGUUUUUGUAAAUAUUGAACUUUUUCUUAUAUUUUUUAUUCUGCUCAAUUUAUAUUUAAUUUUAAGCUUUAAUGUUAUAUACAGACUUAUUAAUUUAAUUAAAUGUUAUAAAAGUUAUUAUUUAUAUGAACAGAGUUAUUGCUUGCCAAAGUUGUUUUUAGAUUAUACAGGGUAUGUUUAAAACAUUAUACGUCAAGAAAAUCAAACAUAACAGCAAGCACAGCUUGGAAGAUUUUCUCAUUCUGUUACAUAAAACAUGUUUCAUCUCGAUGAUAUUGAGCUUUCAGAGGGUAGAGGAUAUUUGAUCUCAUAUUUCCUAAAGAAUUCUGACCCCCCUCCACUUAUUGGUCUGCUGGAAUCCAUCAGGAAUAUUAACAAAACCUUUGUGGUGACUCGGCCCUACCCCAUCCUGGCCAUUCUACCUCUGGUGUUCUUUGUGAAUUUUGUUAAGGAAUUUAUGAUACGUUUUGUUAGAGCCGUAAACAAUGCAACCUCCACCUUUUAUAUCCUUACUGCCCGGCUCUCAUAAAACGUAUAAACUUAUAUACGCUGAGCGAGUUUUGUACAAAUUUGAAAUUUUGUAAGCUUUGUAAACUCAUGUUGUGUAAGAAAUGCCUAUUCUGACAACUUUUUAAGCGUAAAUGUUCUCUAAAAUCAAUAAGGAAUUGCAGUUCACAAAUAAUAAAUAUAUAAAUAUUCUCAUUGUACUAUAGUUUGAUGCAUAAUUCAAAAUAUUUUUACAGAGCCUAUUCUGUAAUUUCAGAGUUCCCACCAUAUUAGAACCCCAAAAUGUAAGUGCACCCUGAGAUAAGGGUCUUCUAUAAACAAACUGCCACCAUGUAUUGUGCUAUGUUAUGUAUUGUUCCCAUUAUAUGGAUGUAUGUGUACAACAUUAAGUACUCCCUAUAAAUGAAGAUAAAUGAGGCAAUAAUGUUGUAAUAUUAUAAAACAUGUUCAAAAGAAAGUAUUUCAUGUUUUACAAAAAUUUAAGAUUUAAGUUGUUGAUAGUUGCCUCUAUAUCCCAGGGUGCACUGCUGCCUAGUCUAGCUGGUGAUCUACUGUGUAUAUCUAUGGGGCCUUAGCUUGUUCUUAUAAUAGUGUAUUUUCUUAUAUUGUUGCUGCUGAUUGUGGUCACAUUAAAUUUCAUGUGUCUGACUUCAUAAA
This is a messenger RNA of Homalodisca vitripennis (glassy-winged sharpshooter), 2812 nucleotides long. RefSeq names its product out at first protein-like. Lineage: Eukaryota; Metazoa; Arthropoda; Insecta; Hemiptera; Cicadellidae. The record is from RefSeq and is a predicted model, not a curated record. The annotation marks the transcript as partial. The transcript is spliced from 3 exons.